Molecule: messenger RNA, 1401 nt
Organism: Pestalotiopsis fici W106-1
Lineage: Eukaryota; Fungi; Ascomycota; Sordariomycetes; Amphisphaeriales; Sporocadaceae
Exons: 2
Coding region: 1-1401 (466 amino acids)
Biological process (GO): nucleolar large rRNA transcription by RNA polymerase I; RNA polymerase I preinitiation complex assembly; transcription elongation by RNA polymerase I
Cellular component (GO): RNA polymerase I complex
Molecular function (GO): DNA binding
Source: RefSeq, a predicted model, not a curated record
AUGGGAGGCGGCCACGAGAAAAAGAGAAAGAGAGGAGAGGAGGGUUCCUCCAAAUCCAGAAAAAAGGCGAGCGUGCAGACGCCUGCUCUACCAGCCAGUAUCAAGGUCGCCUCGGUCAAAACCGUCAAGACAUGCCCCCCAGUCAUUGGUACGCUCAACUUGCCGUUCGUCUUUGCGCAAGUCGCCGAUACUAAACAGAGAACAGCGACGACUCCUGGCCUAUGCCUGCCUGGCGAUGUUCAAUUUCAGGCCUAUUCGAAACCCGAAUCCUUCACACCCAAGAAGAGCAAAAAGUCUGCGCCGACGCCCACAAAUCUAGUCUUGCACUCGUCCGCACAUAGAACAUUGGACUACACAGCCAAGGAAGAUGGAGUUGGCGGAAACGAAUCACAUCUCAAGCACUACAUUGGCGUGUUUGACCCGGCAACCGGUUCGCUUUCUGUCAUGGAAGCCAAGAAGAUGGCCGUCAGAGGUGUCGUCCGAUCGCAAAAGCCCGCCGCGGACAAGGCGGCAGAUAGAGCAGUGUCCAAGACAAUGACGGAACUGCGCAACGACUUGGGUGAGGCUUUCGGCACAAAGAAGGCACGAAAGGCCAUUGCAUCCAUUACACAGAAUGCCAUUGCACCGGAAAAGGAUAUCUUGAGCGCUGGUGGCAGCCCACGCAAGCUCGACGCAACGGCAAAGGCCAUGAUGGAGUCGAUACAAGAAAGCACACGCGGCAUGGCGACCAGGGAAGAACUCCAGGCCUCCGUGGACCAGGCCAAGCCGGUGCCUCCUGGCAACUUUGGCGCUACCGAGAUCCAGGAGGUUUACAGACCAGAGCAGAUGAUUGGUGCCGACAUACUCAUCUCGUGUCCCAUCAAGGACUGGCAAGACUCGGCCAAGAAUCAGCUGCCUCUGCAGCUACCAUACCAGUUCAUCUCAUCCAACAUGUACACCAUUGCCGCCGGUCCAAAGUCUACUGACCGGUUAAGACUGUUGCGAUACCUCAACUACCUCAUCAUCUUCAUCAAGAUUGCCAAGCCGGGCGCUCAGAGAGGCGUGCUGAGAGUCCCGCCGAAGCAGCAACUACACGACAAGAUGGAGAAUGCGCCGGCACCAGUCAUUGAGAGCAUACGGAGAAGAUUCUCUGCCAAUGGCGAGAUUAGGAAAUUCCACAGGGACCUUUUGAUGACGUACAGCUGCGCAAUCGCAGCCAUUUUGAUGAAUUACGAGUUUGAGACGAGCGCCCUGAGACAAGACCUGGGCUUGGACGAGAGGCAAUUCGCACAGUAUUGGAGGGAGAUUGGAGGAAAACUGUCCAACCCGGUUGGCAAGGUCAAGGGUACCAAGAUGCAGGUGGCCAAGCUGGCCCUGCCUCUAGAGUUCCCACAGGUCAGAUUUGUGCAGCGUUCUCGAUAA